AGUAGCAACCAUUGGAAGGAUCCAUCAUGCAAAUAUAGUACAACUCAUUGGUUUUUGUGUUCAUGGUUCAAAGUGUGCCCUUAUAUAUGAGUUCAUGCCCAACGGAUCUCUAAACAAACACAUUUUUUUCAUCAGAUCCGGCAAAUAUCCUCAAUUACAAGAAAACAUAUGAUAUUGUUUUAGGAGUGGCUCGCGGGAUUGAGUAUUUAUAUCAAGGAUGUGACAUGCAAAUUUUACAUUUCGACAUUAAGCCUCACAACAUUAUUCUUGACGAGAAUUUGAAACCCAAAGUUUCGGAUUUUGGCUUAGCGAAAUUGUAUUCGGUGGAAGAUAGUAUUGUUCCUUUGACUCGUGCAAGAGGAACAUUUGGAUAUAUGACUCCUGAAAUGCUUUAUAAAAAUAUUGGAGGUGUUUCAUUCAAAGCUGAUGUCUAUAGCUUUGGAAUAUUGUUGAUGGAAAUGGUGAGCAAAAGAAAGAACUUGAAUGCAUCUACAAAACAUUUAAGUCAAAUUUACUUCCCCACUUGGAUAUAUGAUCAAUUCUAUGAUGGAAAGAGUAUAGAAAUACAAGAUGCUACUGAAGAUGAAAGAAAAAUAUGUAAGAAGAUGAUGAUAGUUGCAUUAUGGUGCAUACAAUUGAAGCCUAGCGAUCGUCCAUCAAUGAACAAAGUUGUCAGAAUUCUUGAAGUAGAUGUUGAAUGCUUACAAGUUCCUCUCAAGCCUCUCCAACCAUCACCAAUGAGAGAGAUAAAGGGUGCUAGAAAUAAUUCAAAUCAAACUUCAUCAUCAAUUCAAUAAGAUGAAUCAAGUCUUAUUUAAUUUUUAUUGUUUAUCAUUCUAAAAUUGAACUAUCUCUUUCUAUC
Molecule: messenger RNA, 862 nt
Organism: Juglans microcarpa x Juglans regia
Lineage: Eukaryota; Viridiplantae; Streptophyta; Magnoliopsida; Fagales; Juglandaceae
Product: PR5-like receptor kinase
Exons: 1
Coding region: 225-797 (190 amino acids)
Biological process (GO): protein phosphorylation
Molecular function (GO): ATP binding; protein kinase activity
Source: RefSeq, a predicted model, not a curated record